This is a messenger RNA of Pseudoliparis swirei, 4139 nucleotides long. RefSeq names its product calcium-independent phospholipase A2-gamma-like. The transcript has 10 exons. Gene Ontology annotation, cellular component: membrane. Lineage: Eukaryota; Metazoa; Chordata; Actinopteri; Perciformes; Liparidae. Gene Ontology annotation, biological process: arachidonate metabolic process. Bases 170 to 2668 code for a protein of 832 amino acids. The record is from RefSeq and is a predicted model, not a curated record.
UGCCAUAACUUACGUUGCAAUACUUUAGCGUUAACGGAGGUUGGUGACUCAAUGAGAGAAUACAAGGAUUUCUGGCCUAUAUAAUACGGUGACAUCAAAAGGUUAUUGAAAAGGGAGAGCGUACACCAAAUCUUGAUGUGGAUGUCACACACUCUCGUGACCAGGAAGAAUGAGUCAUAAAUGGGCUCCAACAACCUGGGUGAAGUUAAGCAGAGCAUUUCAUGCCUUCAAGUCUGCAGCACCACUUCCCUUGUCUGGUACCUCUCACUUCAGGGUCCAUGUACAACACCCCUAUUGCUACGAAGUUGGCUAUCUCAGCUGGAGGCACAUCCACCACCUUCGGAUCACCGGGCGAAAGGGAUGUAAGGCUCACCAGGUUAGACAAAGGCUUGGGCUCCACACCAGCACCUUGUACUUAAACACUUCCGCCUCGCGGUGGUCUGCCGGUCUGAGCCAACACAUGUCGCGGGUCAGGAACAAGCUGGACACCGUUUCUAAAGCUGUGAGUGGGACGCAUACGGAACUUCUCUCCAAAAUCGCCAAACUCAAGCCGAAUGCUUUAAAAGGUUGGAAAAAGGCUGAGGCGAGUGUUGAAUCAGCCCCAACAGUGGAGGAGAGUGCAGUCACACCUAUUCCUGCGCCCACUUCUCCAUCUACUCCACCUAAACCUAUAUGUAACUCCUCUCCUGCCGGUCCUUCUAUUCCGCUGUCUGCUGCUCCAUUGGAUGCGAACGCCACUACCGCCACGCAUUCUCACAACCCGACCCAAGCGACUGGCGCUGCCACAAUCGUGACUGUGGGUGAACGUAAGGAGAAAAGGCUGAGGCGCGUUGUUCCCGCUGCCAAAGCCAGUUCUGCCAGGAAGCAAGAGGAGAUCAAACCGUUGCUGAGUGAUACCGAAAGAAAGAGCACAACCUCCGGACAAACCACAGCACUUUUCCAUCCCAGCACCUUUACAGUCAGCCUGGAUGAGACGUACAACUAUCUGGCCCAUCACAUCAACUCGUAUUUUGGCAGCAGUACAAACAACAACAACAAGAAAGUGGACGAUGUUUUCUCUUCCUCGGCUUCCUCUCGGGGUCGACAAACUAGUGACCUCGUGCCAGUACCCGGUAAAACUGUCUCUGCUGCUCCAGUUACCCCACCUUCCACGAAGAAGGGUUUAGGACACUACUUGUCCUGCUCGGCUCCCACUGUGCAAGCCUUCGUAGGAAGCUACAUUGCUCCCCUGGUCCCGAGGUUUAGGACAGCAGAGUACAAAAGUGCGACAGUGGAGGAAAAGAAAACCGAGGAUGAACCAGUCAAACAGAUUGAGGCCAUAAUUAUUAAGGAGCAGACGACUUUAGAGGAGAAAGCCAAAAAACUGCUACUUCAAAGAGAGAAGAUCAUUGCCAGGUUGAGUGUGGACAACCGAACGCGGGGUCUGGUUCAGGCUCUCCACAGGGCAUCAGACGUACGGGUCUACAUCAACAGGGUGGAGGACCUCAGCUACCAUCUCCUGGAGUUUCCAGAAACCAGCGGCGUUGCAGUAAAGGAGCAGGUCAUCCCUUGUCUGCUGCGUCUGAACCAGGCCAGUGACCCGGGCCUGAGGGCAGCGGUUAGAGAAGCCCUCACGCUGGUGGGCUACCAUAAGCCUGUGAAGGGGCGGGGCAUACGGAUCCUGUCCAUAGAUGGAGGAGGGCUAAGAGGACUUGUUGCACUUCAGACGUUACACAAGCUGGAAGCCCUGACCGGAAAGCCCAUUUACAAACUGUUUGAUUAUAUUUGUGGAGUCAGCACAGGUGCGAUCUUAGGGUUCAUGCUCGGUGUGUUCCAAAUCCCGCUGGACGAGUGUGAUGAUCUUUACCGGAAGUUGGGUUCAGACGUCUUCAAGCAGAACGUCAUCGUUGGUACUGUAAAGAUGGGCUGGAACCACGCCUUCUAUGACAGCGAGGCCUGGGAGAACAUCCUCAGAGAGAAAAUGGGCUCUCAGCUUCUGGUGGAAACUUCAAGAAACCCUGAAUGCCCCAAGGUGGCAGCGGUGAGCACCAUUGUGAACCGCGGCACUCUCAGGGCUUAUGUGUUCAGGAACUACAGCCUGCUGCCCGGGGUGCGCUCCCCCUACCUCGGAGGUUCCCAGCACCAGCUCUGGCAGGCCAUCCGGGCCUCAUCAGCAGCCCCUGGUUAUUUCCAAGAGUUCAAGUUGGGAAAUGAUCUCCAUCAGGAUGGAGGUCUGCUGAUUAACAACCCCACGGCGCUGGCCAUCCACGAGUGUAAGUGCUUGUGGCCCAACGCGCCCCUGGAGUGUGUCGUCUCACUCGGCACGGGCCGCUUCGAGGCCCCCAACAAGAACAGCGCCACCUCCACGAGCCUCAAGGCCAAACUCGCCAACAUCAUCAGCAGCGCCACGGACACCGAGGAGGUUCACGCCACGCUUGACGCCUUCCUCCCGCCCGCCACGUAUUACCGCUUCAACCCCUUCGUGAACGAAGACAUCUCCAUGGACGAGAACCGCCACGAGAAGCUGAACCUGCUGCAGGCGGACGGCGUCCGCUACCUGGAGAGGAACGAGGAGAAGCUGAAGAAGGUCGCUCGCAUCCUCACCCGGGAGAAAAGCUCCGUCCAGAGGAUGGCGGAUUGGGCCAGGCUCAGGGCUGACAUGUAUAACUUUAAGUCCUCGAAGCUCUAAGUCCAACACAAGCCACCUUUUACCUCACUUUGGAACUCUGCCCCUAUUUUAAAUGGCCUAGAAUACGUCCACACGACCUUCCUCCUCACUCUGACUCCACACUUUGAUUGCGUCCGGCUGCCAUUGUGGUUGGCGGCACUCGACUGAGCACUCUGUUGCGUUCAAAGACAACGUGUCAAAUGACAUGUAUGUUUGGGAAUUCUCUAAAUGGGGAUUUACUGUAAACAAGCCAAGGCAGCUUGUGUCCUUAAAGGAACAGUCCAACAUUUUAGGAAAUAAUCUUAUUUGCUUUCUUGCAAAAAGUUGAAGAAUAAUGAGAAUGGCAUCAAUAUUCUCAUCUAAAUGUUGUCAAAAGAAAGCAAUUAAAGAUAUAAUAAAAUAGCCAGUACUGUUAGGUAGCCAGUAACUGACUGUUUUACCAAGUGAGCACUUUUUAAGCACUAGUUUUAUCUUUUUUGAAGAUUUUCUGACAGCCGAUAUGUCCUCAUAAGCUUCUGUUUGUUCUUUUACAUAUAAUGUGUUGAUGGGAUAUAUGUGUGUUAUGGAAAUGCAGUAUUUGUUAAGCUAAGCUUUACAUCUGUAACUCUGUAAAAUGCCAGUACUGUAUCAAGUAAAGACAAAAAACAUCCUUCUUCUUCUUGUAAAUGGGUCUAUUUCAGCACUAAAUGCAAGUGACAAUUUUCAAAUAUAAUGACUAAAAUGUGUAACAAUGCAGCUAAUGGUAUGCUGAUAAUAAUGUCAUUUGGUAAAUGAGUAACCACUUCAAGCACUACAGUAUGGUGUAGUUCUAUGUAUUGCAUGUUAUAUUUAAGAUCUUUCACAAAAAAGUAAAUAUGUAGUGGAAAACUUUAAGAAGUGUAUGUUGCUAAGAUUUACCUCUAUGUAUUUCCAUAAUUCAUGCAAUGGUUAAUACAUCUAAAUAGCAGAUACAUAUAAAUGGAGGCGUACUGGCAUAAGGAUGUAACUUUGAUGUGUUAUUUUAGCUUCAAUUUAUUUUAAGUUCACUUGUUUCAAAAGCUUUUAUCCUCAUGUGCUUGAUUUUUUUUGGGGUUUUAUGGAUUCCCCACAGCCGAUGCGCUGUCUUCCGUUUGCCCUCGUUUCCUUUGCUGCCUCCUUCUCUAAAGCUCCUUUCACCUUCUCAAAGCUUGAAGCGCUGUGACAUAUUUGAUAUAAUCACGCAGUUCACAACUCAGGGACUGCUUUAAAACAGAUUGCCGCUUGAUUGAUUUGUCGCGGUUUAAAAUGAGCUUAAUCACAUGUACAGUUAAUAGAAGGAAAAAAAAUGCACUUCAGACAUUCAUGCCUAACCCGGUCAAGUACUGUAGAACAGAUGCAGCAAUGUGUCUGUCACUCCUGGAACAAUUUAGGGGAAGUGGAUGCUGAUCUCACCCAGAUUAUUGUAAUUCCACCAUUGAUUAUGUGUAAAGAUUGUUUUGCGAGUGUAUGUAAUUAAAACCCAGCACUGAACCUC